Molecule: messenger RNA, 1485 nt
Organism: Thermochaetoides thermophila DSM 1495
Lineage: Eukaryota; Fungi; Ascomycota; Sordariomycetes; Sordariales; Chaetomiaceae
Exons: 4
Coding region: 1-1485 (494 amino acids)
Biological process (GO): ammonium transmembrane transport
Cellular component (GO): plasma membrane
Molecular function (GO): ammonium channel activity
Source: RefSeq, a predicted model, not a curated record
AUGGCCGACGUCAUUUCAGACGAUGGGAAACACUCAGCCAAGGACAACCUGAACAUCGGGUUCAAUGAGGGCGACCAGGCUUACAUCAUUGUCUCGGCCGCCAUGGUCAUGAUCAUGGUGCCGGGUAUCGCUUUCCUCUACUCCGGUCUUGCCAGGAGAAAAUCUGCUUUGUCGCUCAUCUGGGUUGUCAUGAUGUCUUACAGCGUUAUUGUCUUCCAAUGGUACUUCUGGGGUUAUUCGCUUGCUCUCAGCCCGACCGCAACAAACGGCUAUAUCGGUAACCUCGACAAAUUCGGUCUCAAGGGCGUCCUCGGCGAUCAGUCUCCCGGUUCUCCUCUCGUGUCGGAGCUUCUCUAUUCGUUCUACCAGAUGCAAUUCCUGGGUGUGACGGCUGCCCUCGUGAUUGGCGCUGUUGCUGAGCGUGGUCGUGUCAUUCCUGCCAUGGUCUUUACCUUCAUCUGGGCCACUCUCGUCUACUGCCCACUUGCCUGCUGGACCUGGGGUGCCAACGGCUGGGCCUUCAAGUACGGCGUUCUCGACUAUGCGGGUGGUGGUCCUGUCGAGAUUGGCUCCGGUAUGUCGGCUCUGGCCUACUCGUGGGUCCUGGGUCGCCGCAACGAGAAAAUGAUGCUCAACUUCCGCCCGCACAACAUCUCGCUCAUCACCCUCGGUACCAUCCUCCUCUUCUUCGGCUGGCUCGGCUUCAACGGCGGUUCUGCUUUCGGUGCCAACCUGCGUGCUACCAUGGCUUGCUGGAACAGCGCUCUCACUGCAAUGUUCGCUGCCAUUACUUGGUGCAUUCUGGACUACCGUCUUGCCAAGAAGUGGUCGCUCGUCGGCUGGUGCUCGGGCACUAUCUCGGGUCUCGUCGCUGCAACUCCUGCCUCCGGUGUUAUCACCCCCUGGGCUAGCGUUAUCCUCGGUAUCACCGCCGGUGUCGCUUGCAACUUUGGUACCAAGAUCAAGUUCAUGAUCAAGAUUGACGACGCUCUCGAUGUGUUCGCUGAGCACGCUAUUGGUGGUAUUGUCGGUCUCAUUUUCAAUGCCCUCUUCGGUGCCGAUUACAUUAUUGGUCUCGACGGUGUCAACAUGGAGCUCAAGGCCGGCUGGAUCAACCACAACUGGAAGCAGCUGUACAUCCAGGUUGCCUUCAUUGUUGCCUGCUGCGCCUACACCUUUGUCGUCUCUGCCCUUAUUGCUAAGGCCAUCGACAUGAUCCCCGGCCUCCACCUGCGUGCGUCGUCCGAGGCUGAGCUGCUCGGUAUGGACGACGACCAGCAUGGCGAGUUCGCUUAUGACUACGUCGAGGUCCGCCGUGACUACCUUGCCUGGACCCCCGCUGAGCGUGAGCCCAAGGCCGACGGCGCUGUCAUCAUUCCGCAGCACGGAAUUGAGGGUCACCAGGCUCUUCUCGAGAGCACGCGUCAGAACACCCCUACCCCUCAGGGCAGUGCCCCUGCCACGCCGCCAGAGAAGACCGUCUAA